AUGGCCGCGCCGCCGCCGCUGACGGUGACGCGCGCCGCCAACGAGACUGGUGCCGCCACGCCCGACCAGCAGGGCCCUGGCGGCACGGCGGCGCGGAGGGUGAUCAGCGCCCUGCUGUUCUUGGCGGCCGUCGCCCUCCCGUGCCUCGUGGUGUACCGCCACCGCGCCUCGGCGCUCGGAGACGUCCUCGUGCCCGCGCGCCUAGGCGCACCGCGCGACGACGACGUCGACCUGGUGAGCAUCGAUGGCGCGAAGCUGGAGAAGGUCCUGAGGGGGGCAGCGAUGGCGAACGACACGGUGAUCCUGACGACGCUGAACGCCGCGUGGUCGGAGCCCGGCUCGGUGCUGGACGUCUUCCUGGAGAGCUUCCGGACCGGCGAGAGCACGAGGGAGCUGCUGGACCACCUCGUCAUCGUGUCCCUGGACGCGGCGGCGCACGAGCGCUGCAGGCAAGUGCACCGGCACUGCUUCGCGCUCAUCACCGGCGGCGUCAACUUCUCGGGGCAGAAAAACUUCAUGACCGACGGCUACCUCAAGAUGAUGUGGAGCAGGAUCAACUUCCUCGGGCAAGUCCUUGAGAAAGGCUUCAGCUUCAUUUUCACGGACACGGACAUCGUGUGGUUCAGGAACCCGCUGCCGCACUUCUACCUGGACGGGGACUUCCAGAUCGCCUGCGACCACUUCACCGGCGACCCUGACGACCUGAGCAACGCGCCCAACGGCGGGUUCGCGUACGUGCGUUCCAACUCGGAGACGAUCGAGUUCUACAGGUUCUGGUACGCGGCGCGGGAGAAGCACCCCGGAUUGCACGACCAGGACGUGCUCAACUCCAUCAAACACGACUCCUUCGUCACCAAGCUCGGCGUCAAGAUCAAGUUCCUCAGCACUGAGCUCUUCGGUGGCCUGUGCGAGCCGAGCAGGAACAUGAGCAGGGUCUGUACAAUGCACGCCAAUUGCUGCAUCGGGCUGAGCCGUAAGAUCAGCGACCUCAACGCCAUGCUCCGGGACUGGAGGAAGUUCAAGGCGCUGCCCCGCGACGAUAAGCACUCUGUUUCAUGGACUGUACCGCGCAAUUGCAGGUAAAUGCAACCAAGGCAUGUUCAAAAAUAUGCACAUUUUGUGUUUUUGAUGAAGAGGAAGCUCUUUCCAGUCUUCAGAUACUGGGGCGAUAGAGCAAAAGAGGUAACUUGUCUUUCUGCUUGACAGGUGAUUAAUUCAGACUCCGGAAAGAUGGGUAAUGUAAAUCAGAAUAUGGGUAGUUUGUAGGUUCAUUUUUGUUGAUUGUAUUGUACAUUUUUUACUCCCUGUAAGCAACUGAGUGGAUCUGCUAAUUGAUGUCUUUGCAGCACAUGCUUGUAUUACAUUUUUAACUGAAAUGAACGAAUCUUAAUCUGCAAAGUUUGAGAAUGCAGCUGCACAAUCUAUAAAGAUGCUGUUCUGGGAAAAAUAUAUUAAGGUGCUUGCUCAUUGUUGCCCCAAAUCCGGUGUAGUGGCACUUGCUGUCGUGGUUUCUCGUCAGACAUCUGUAUUCCUGGGGCUGUCCAUGUCAUCUCACCUGCUAACAGAUUCAGAAUUUCAGAUGUGUAUGUGAAUCUUACAAUUCUUCAUCUGUUACUCGCGAACCUCUUCUGAAGCUCUGAAACUUGCAAACAUAGCGUAACAGCAGGAAUGGAAGAGGCAG
Messenger RNA from Panicum virgatum (switchgrass), 1681 nucleotides. RefSeq lists its product as uncharacterized. NCBI's taxonomy places the organism in Eukaryota, Viridiplantae, Streptophyta, Magnoliopsida, Poales, Poaceae. The coding region runs from base 1 to 1083 and encodes 360 amino acids. The transcript is spliced from 3 exons. The record is from RefSeq and is a predicted model, not a curated record.